Messenger RNA from Prorocentrum cordatum, 388 nucleotides. NCBI's taxonomy places the organism in Eukaryota, Dinophyceae, Prorocentrales, Prorocentraceae. The record is from the annotation of a GenBank genome assembly.
AUGGCGGCGGGGCAAGCGCCAGACGCCGCUGCGCCGAGGCCAGCCGCGCAGCGCCCCUUGCCCGGCGCCGCGCCCGGAGGGCAGGACCCGCUGGAGGCGCAGGACAGAGAGAUCGCGCACUUCGCCACCGCCUGGGGGCUCGACUUCGAGUGUGUGGCGGCCCUCGCGCGGCAGCGCCCCGAGGUCGUUCAGCGGAUGCUGGGCAGCUUCAGCCCCAAGGAGACCGCGGCACGCCGCGGGCAGCGGAUUCAUGGGUUUCUUGAGGUCCGUGGUCGCCGCGCCCCCAGACGCAGCGAAAGGUGCCCCGGCACGCGGCCUGAAACGCCCUGCGUCCUGGCCUGCUGCAGCGGGCGGCCCCCGCGGCAAGGCGACGGCACCGGUGCUGGCG